Messenger RNA from Episyrphus balteatus (marmalade hoverfly), 627 nucleotides. RefSeq lists its product as uncharacterized. The record is from RefSeq and is a predicted model, not a curated record. The transcript has a single exon. The coding region runs from base 1 to 627 and encodes 208 amino acids. NCBI's taxonomy places the organism in Eukaryota, Metazoa, Arthropoda, Insecta, Diptera, Syrphidae.
AUGAAUAAACUAGAAUUUGCCUUUAUGCUUGUGAUUUGGAACGAUAUUUUACAAAGUUUUAAAAAAGUCAAUAAGGUUUUGCAAAACGAAGACCUAACACUACUGACAUGCGCGAAUUUGUAUAGAUCAUUGUGCGAUCAACUGGAGAAAAUGCGUGAUAAUUUCGACACUAUUGAAAUGCGCUCUAAGGAACUUCUACCUGAUGGCAGCUACAUGAUUACACGAAAACGAAUUCGCAAAAAAAUGGCUAACGAUGGUAAUACUCCCGAUGUAGAUUUAAGCUCGAAUGAUAAGUUUCGAAUAAACGCUUUUUAUGUUAUUAUCUAUAAGUUAAGAAUACAAAUGGAUUCCAGAGGUCAAAUAUAUAAAGAAAUUUCUACACGAUUUGAUUUUCUUUGCACAAGCAAUGAAAAAGUCAACGUUUUAGCCUGUGCCCAGCGUUUGGUGUCAAAUUAUCCGGAAGAUUUAAAUUCAGAACUUUCUGACGAGUUAAUACAAUUCCAUCGUUAUGUGAUGCAUAAAAAUGGCAAUAGUUUUAAAUUUUUCAAUCAAGCUAAUUUAUAUAAGAUUAUGUGGGAAGAUAAAAUUACAUCAGCGUUUCCGAACGUAGGCACAGCAUUACGUUAA